Messenger RNA from Ustilago hordei, 1872 nucleotides. RefSeq lists its product as uncharacterized. The transcript has a single exon. The record is from RefSeq and is a predicted model, not a curated record. NCBI's taxonomy places the organism in Eukaryota, Fungi, Basidiomycota, Ustilaginomycetes, Ustilaginales, Ustilaginaceae. Gene Ontology annotation, molecular function: asparagine synthase (glutamine-hydrolyzing) activity. Bases 1 to 1872 code for a protein of 623 amino acids.
AUGUGCGGGAUUGGGCUAUUCAUCACACCCUGUGCCGAGCAGCAAGAGACCGAUAGCUCUGGCUGCGGCAUACAUUCGAACCCGGAAAUAUCGCACUCAUCAGUUCUGCGAAACAUCCGCUGCAGAGGUCCCGACAGCCUCAAUGCUGUCCAACACCCGUUUCAAAUCUCCAAGUCAAAUUCAUGGAAGCUCUCCCUCACAUCAAGCGUCCUCAGCCUUCGAGGUGCUGGUAUCACUAGACAGCCACUACUUUGUCCUGAUGGAUCACUACUUCUAGCAUGGAACGGCCAGAUCUUCGAUUGGGACACCACCGCCCCCACGGCUACCUCGUCUAAAGUGCGUCUUGACACGGGAGAGAACGAUGGGCAGAUCCUACUUGAUCGCAUCGUCCAUCUCAACAAGCAAUACAAACAGGAGAUAGUAGCUGAUCCGUGUCAGCUUGCGAUCAACGCAGCUCUGGCCGAAGUGGAAGGUCCAUAUGCGUUCGUAUUGCUGGACCGGGACGAAUCGAGGCUUUACUUUGGCAGAGAUCCGUUAGGGCGUAGGUCGCUAUUGAUGCACCGCUCCGAGCGAUCAAACUCGAUAGCGAUCAUUUCGGUUGCGGGUGAUGAGCUCAAAUCGAGCUCAAAUCUGACCGAGAUUGCCUGUUCUUCGUUGUGGACCUUGGCUCUGCGAGAGGACCCAACGAGACCAAAACCGAUACCUCGCCCAACUUCGCGCUUCACCUCUCCGCUGCUGCUUCGAGAGCUUCGCCAGCCCACAGUGCCAGAGGGAGGAGGCGCAGACGGUUCAUCGAAAGCGAAAACACUGGCUGACUUCUUAGAAGUCCUCUCUGCGAGCGUCCGCAAGCGAGUGACGAACAUCAACACUGAUCAACCGGCCGACGAGGCACAUGUGGCAGUCCUGUUUUCUGGUGGUCUCGACUGUACUACCCUUGCACUGCUUGCUGAUCGAUUUUUGCCACCAGAGCAGCCGAUUGACCUGCUGAAUGUCGCGUUCGAAAACAUUCGUGCCAUCGAAGCGGCCAAGAAGGAGAGGGAGAAGCGUGUCGGCGCAAAAAAUAAGCCUGUUAGUAAGAAGCAUGGAAAAGGUAGACAGCAUCCCGCAGAACCUGCUGAGGAGCAACUCGCCACCAACCCAUCAGCGUCACCAGGAGAAAGAGAAGAAGAAGCUAUCCCAGAGGACAUCUAUCUAGUGCCAGACCGAAUCACGGGACUCUCCUCCUACACGGAGCUCUGCGCCCUGGCCCCAGACCGUCGUUGGAACUUUGUUGCUAUCAACGUUGCUUAUACCGAAUACAGCUCGCACCGAGGCCUCGUUGAGACACUGAUGCUCCCUUCAUGCUCGGUCAUGGAUCUUUCGAUUGCCUCUGCGCUCUAUUUCGCCUCUCGAGCACAAGGAGUUCUUCACCCAUCUCUCUCACCAUACACCUCGCGCGCGCGCGUCCUCAUCUCCGGCCUAGGCGCAGACGAAUUGCUGGGAGGCUACUCUCGUCACCGUCAAUCCUACAGCCGCUCUUGCCUGCCCGGUCUCAUCUCUGAACUGCAACUAGACUUGGAUCGUCUGCCGGAGCGCAAUCUGGGUAGAGACGACCGCAUACUUUCGUGCCAUGGGAAGGAAUCGCGAUACCCAUUGCUGGAUGGACAGGUUUUGAGGUUUCUGACUGAUGUACCGGUAGAACAGAAAGUGGAUCUGGAAAGAAUAGCAAGUGAAGGUGGAGGUGGAGAUAAACGACUCCUGAGGGAUCUAGCGAAGCAGUUAGGGCUGGUGGGAGCGAGUGAGUUGAAGAAGAGAGCUAUGCAGUUUGGAACUCGUGCAGCCAAGAUAGAUGAGGAGAGUAGGGGUGCUAAAGGACAUCAUAAGCUCAGUUAG